GUAGCUCUCAAAUCCGGAAGUCAGGAUGGCUGGCGGAGGAAGGCUGUGGAUUCUCGCUCUUGUUUUCACCGUUUCCCUUCAAAUUAACCCCAGUCUCGGGGGUCUGGUGAAGGGAUCAGUUCCACUGGAUGUUACCACAUUCGACAAGAUCGUGCCCAAGUUCCCUGUGGUCCUGGUGAAGUUUGAUGAGCAGUACCCAUAUGGAGACAAGCAGGACGAGUUCAAGAAACUGGCAGAACAGUUGUCAACUCAGAAGGACCUCCUGGUGGCUGAAGUCGGAAUCUCAAAGUUUGGAGAGAAGGAAAAUGAAAAACUUGGGCAAAGAUUUGGUGUGGACGUAGAAGACGCACCAAAGUACAAACUGAUCAUGCAGGGUAAGGAUGAACCAAUCCCGUACGAAGGGGAAAUCAAGUAUGAUGACCUUCUCCGCUUUGUCAAGGACAACAGCGGCCUGUGGAUCGGACUGCCAGCUACUCUGGAGGCGUUUGACAAGCUGACAAUGGAUUUCAUGGUGGCAUCAGACGACAAACUAGCAGAAAUCAUCACCAAGGCUGAAGAAGAGGCAAAACCCCUCGAAGAUGCACAGGAGAAAAAAUCAGCUGAAAUGUACAUCAAAAUCAUGAAAAAGGUUCAGGAAAAGGGCAAAGAUUUCGUCAACACAGAAAUCACCAGGGUGAAAAAGCUGCAGGAGGGAAAAGUUAGCAAAACUCAGAAAGAAAACAUCAAAAAUCGCCUGAAUGUUCUGAGCUCAUUCAAAGCUGCCAUCAAGGAUGAACUGUAGGAAAGGUUGAGGGAAAUCUUUUUUCUAUAAGGGCCAGAUCAAUCAAGUGCUUUGGUUAAUUUUUCUGUCAGAUUUUCCAAGACAAUUUUCAUAAGGAAAAGUUUUUCAACCAUCCUAGUCCAAGAUGUGAUAAACUUGUGACUUUGGAUUACAUUUCAGAAAUAACAUUCCGGUAUAUGGCAAAACAGUUAUGAAAUCAUUACUUUUUUCCGACAUGAUUUGGAAAAGUAGCAAAACAAAAUGUAGACUUUGUCAGGCCUUACCAUCUACAGGCCCAAGCAUAUCCGUACAAGGAGAACUAUUAUAAGCAGACAUCAUAAAAUGAAUGAUGCAAUAAUGAUGCAAUUUUCCCUGUUCAUCUUCACCUAUUAAAUGUAAGAAUUCUUCAAGGUGAUACUGCCUACAUUUCACAUUCCUGUGGUAGAAAAGUUCCAUUAAAAAAAAAUUCCUAGGGGCUAGAAAGUUGAGAAUGGAUACCAGUAGAAUGAUCAGAGUAGCAGGUGUAUAUGGUGAAAUUAUGUUUGAUUGAUUCAUUUAUGAUACAGGAACACCCACCUAAGCCAGUGAGAUUACAAUCUUUGUCAGAAUUCUAUUCAUAAUGUUAUUCACAAGUAUCAUAGAGUACACUUGUUAUAUGUCUUUAUUAUUGGUGCAAUUUUGAUUUUGAGUACUUUGCUGUUAACCAUGACAGCUCCAAUAGGAGAAAGUCAGAUUUUAAAAAUCA
Molecule: messenger RNA, 1505 nt
Organism: Branchiostoma belcheri (Belcher's lancelet)
Lineage: Eukaryota; Metazoa; Chordata; Leptocardii; Amphioxiformes; Branchiostomatidae
Product: endoplasmic reticulum resident protein 29-like
Exons: 4
Coding region: 26-781 (251 amino acids)
Biological process (GO): protein secretion
Cellular component (GO): endoplasmic reticulum; endoplasmic reticulum lumen
Source: RefSeq, a predicted model, not a curated record